Molecule: messenger RNA, 1701 nt
Organism: Chironomus riparius
Lineage: Eukaryota; Metazoa; Arthropoda; Insecta; Diptera; Chironomidae
Source: the annotation of a GenBank genome assembly
AAAAAAGUCAAAAUAAAUUUAUUGUUUCAUUGACUUGCAAAGUGUACAGUCAGGGUUAGAUAUGAAGUCAAUUAUUCUAUUAAUCAGUUUUUUGGCAAUUGCAAAUGCCGCGAAUAUUUUGUACAUUUCAAAUGUGCCAUCACCGAGUCAUUUUAUUUGGUGUAAAGCUAUUCUUCAUUCACUUCAUGAACGUGGACAUAACUUGACAGUUUUAAGCCCUGAUGUAGAAGAAUCAAAGCCAAAUUUGACAUUCUUGCAUCUUGACAAAGUUUAUUCGGAAAUUUAUAAUGGAACUGAGGAGAUGAAUUUUCUAGAAUUCAAUAAACUUGGAGCUAUAGAACUGUUCAAUGUGUAUACAGAUGUAUCAAAGAAAUCAUGUAAAGGAAGCAUUGAGUCUAAAGGAUUUAAACAGUUUAUGGAAUAUCCAAAUGAUUUUAAGUUUGACUUGGUUCUGCAUGAUAUUACGAUGGAUCCAUGCCUUCUGUUAAUUUUUUCUAGAAUUGGAGAUAUUCCGAUGAUUGGACUUUCUGCCUUCAAUUCACCAGGAGUACUUGGAGCUAAUCUACUGUAUCCUGCUUUCGUUCCUGCACAUGACUUGGUGUAUUCAGCAAAUAUGAACUUUUUCCAACGAUUAAACUCAUUAUUUGCUCAUUUAGUUGAAUAUGUUUUUCGGGACUAUAUCAUUGAUCCAGCAGUUGAUAAGAUUGUGCAUCAAUAUUAUCCAGACAUACCCAAUAUAGCCACUUAUAAGAAGAAUUACAAAAUGUAUCUCAUAAAUAACGAACAAAUUACAGAUCAUAAGCAGCCAGUCUUUCCUAAUCAAAAGAAUGUCGGUGGUUUACAAGUUAAGAAGCCAAAGAAACUUCCUGACAACCUCAAAGCAUUUGCUGACAGUGCAACAAAUGGAUUAGUUCUGUUCUCAUUAGGAACGAAUGUCAGAAGCGAUUCUUUGGGUGAAGAAAGUUUAUUGAAAAUAUUGAAAGCAUUAGGAAGGCUUAAUAAGUACAAGUUCUUAUGGAAAUUCGAGACAACUGAGAAACUUCCGAUUGAUCUACCAAAAAAUGUUAAAAUUCAAGCAUGGAUGCCACAAAAUGAUGUUCUUGCUCAUAAAAAUACAAAACUGUUUAUUUCUCAUUGUGGAUUGUUGAGCACUCAAGAAUCAUUGUGGUACGGAGUUCCUGUUCUCGGUUUUCCUGUAUUUGCUGAUCAGCCUCAAAAUGCAUUAAGAUUGAAGGAUCUUAAAGUAAGUGAGACUCUGGAAAUUCUCGAUUUUACUGAGGAUGGACUUUAUGAGACAAUUAAGAAGUUGCUGGAAGAUCCAAAAUACAGCAAAAAUGCUGAACAAAUUUCUAAAGCAUUACAUGAUCGUCCGAUGUCAGCUCUAGAGGAAGCAACAUAUUGGACAGAGUGGCUUCUUCGUAAUCCAGAUAUUGACCUUGAAGGACCAGCUGCAGAUAUGAAUUUAUUUCAAAGACAUUCACUGGAUCUUUAUACUUUUAUUUUGUUCAUUGAAUUAAUUAUUCUUUAUGUCUUAUACAAGAUUGAAAAGUUCCUUUACAAUUUAUUCUGUGGGAAGAAGACUAAAGUUCAAGUUAAGAGUGACAAGAAAAGAAAUUAAGCAAGAUCAGAAUUAAAACUGUCUGAAAAAGUUAAGCAUUAAAAAGAAAAGAAAAGCUUAUAAAUUUUUAUAGAAUAAAGGAA